Molecule: messenger RNA, 7828 nt
Organism: Xiphophorus hellerii (green swordtail)
Lineage: Eukaryota; Metazoa; Chordata; Actinopteri; Cyprinodontiformes; Poeciliidae
Product: ankyrin repeat and BTB/POZ domain-containing protein BTBD11-A
Exons: 17
Coding region: 1-3093 (1030 amino acids)
Cellular component (GO): nucleosome
Molecular function (GO): structural constituent of chromatin; DNA binding; protein heterodimerization activity
Source: RefSeq, a predicted model, not a curated record
AUGGCAGGCAAGGAUAAGACAGUCGUGAGGACGCUGGAGGAUUUAACGCUUGAUUCUGGUUAUGGUGGAGCCGCGGACUCGGUCAGGUCGUCCAGCGUGUCGCUCUGCUGCUCCGACACGCACCAGUCCGUCUCGCAUGGAGGCAACUACUGGCAUCUGACGGAAUCCAUGCACAGCAGACACAACAGUUUGGACACGGUCAACACCGUCCUGGCGGAGGACACGGAGAUCCUGGAGUGUGCGGGACACUGCGCCAAGCUGCCCGAGCUGGAGGAGGUACCGUGGAGCCUCGGAGAGGUGGAGGGCGCACUGAGGAAGGACGAGGAGCUGAUGUUGGGGAACCCGACUCCGGAGGUCCUGGCGCGGCUGUCCGCCCUCAUCAGCCGGGCGCUGGUGAGGGUGGCCCGGGAGGCGCAGCGGCUCAGCCUGCGCUACGCCAAGUGCACCAAACAUGAGAUCCAGAGCGCCAUCAAGGUGGUGCUCUCAUGGACCAUCUCGGUGAACUGCAUCACGGCGGCGCUCAGCGCGCUUUCCCUCUACAACAUGUCCAGCGCCGGAGACAAGUUCAGCCGCGGCAAGUCGGUGCGCUGCGGCUUGGUGUUCUCCGUGGGGAGGUUCUUCAGGUGGAUGGUGGACAGCCGGGUGGCCCUGAGGAUACACGAGCACGCCGCCAUCUACCUGUGCGCCUGCAUGGAGAGCCUGUUCAGGGAGGUGUUCGGCCGCGUCCUGCGCAGCGCGCUGGUGGAGAGGGACAACGGGAUCCCCAAGAUCACGCUGGAGUCCAUGGAGCAAGCCAUCAGCAACGACUCGGAGAUCUGGGGUCUGCUGCAGCCCUACCAGCACCUCAUCUGCGGCAAGAAUUCAAGCGGUGUGCUGAGUCUGCCGGAAAGUUUGAACCUGCACCGAGACCAGCAGCGCUCAGGGAGAGGCAGCGAGGGUCACGGGUACUCCCAGGCCGAGCUGCGCACACUCGAACAGUCGCUGCUGGCAACCCGAGUGGGCAGCAUCGCGGAGCUGAGUGAUUUGGUUUCCCGGGCCAUGCAUCACCUCCAGCCGUUACACAUCAAGAACCCGAGCAACGGGACGCCGGUCCACCAGAAGAGCAGCUCCACGGUCCACUGGGAACCCGAAGCGCUCUACACCCUCUGUUACUUCAUGCACUGCCCACAGAUGGAGUGGGAGAACCCCAACGUGGAGCCAUCCAAAGUCACCCUACAAACCGAGAGGCCGUUCUUGGUUCUGCCUCCGCUGAUGGAGUGGAUCCGGGUGGCAGUCGCCCACACCGAACACAGACGGAGCUUCUCUGUCGACAGCGAUGACGUGAGACAGGCCGCCAGGCUGCUGCUACCCGGGGUGGACUGUGAGCCGCGGCAGAUAAAAGCCGAAGAUUGUUUCUGCGCCACCCGGAAGCUGGACGCAGCCUCCACCGAGGCCAAGUUCCUGCAGGAUCUGGGCUUCAGGAUGCUCAACUGCGGCCGGACGGAUCUGGUCAAGCAGGCCGUCAACCUGCUGGGGCCCGACGGGAUUAACAGCAUGAGCGAACAGGGGAUGACGCCUCUCAUGUACGCCUGCGUGCGCGGCGACGAGGCCAUGGUCCAGAUGCUGCUGGACGCUGGCGCCGAUAUCAACAGCGAGGUGCCAAGCACAGUAAACAAGCACCCCUCAGUUUACCCCGAAACGCGCCAGGCGACGCCACUCACGUUCGCCGUGUUGCACGGACACGUCCCUGUCGUGCAGUUGCUGCUGGAUAACAGAGCCAAUGUGGAGGGAGCCCUGCAGGAUGGGGCGGAGAACUACACAGAGACGCCGCUCCAACUUGCUGCAGCUGCAGGAAACUUUGAGCUGGUGAGCUUGCUGUUGGAAAGAGGAGCAGAUCCCAUGAUCGGCACGAUGUGUCGAAAUGGCAUCUCCUCCACUCCGCUGGGAGACAUGAACUCGUUCAGCCUGGCAGCGUCGCACGGACACAGGAAUGUUUUCCGGAAGCUUCUGUCCCACUCAGAGAAGGAAAAGGGGGACGUUUUGUCCCUGGAGGAGAUCCUGGCCGAGGGUUCGGAUCCCGGGGAGAAGAGGCUGGCCCCGCAGGCCAACUGCAGCGGGACGCUGCGAACAGGAAAGGCCAAACUGCGGGCCCUGAGAGAGUCCAUGUACCAUAGCGCAGAGCAUGGCCAUGUGGACAUCACCAUUGACAUCCGCAGCUUAGGCGUUCCUUGGACGCUGCACACCUGGCUCGAGUCCCUGCGCACCUGCUUCAUGCAGAACCGCCGGCCGCUGAUCCAGGGUCUGCUCAAAGACUUCAGCUGCAUCCAGGAGGACGAGUACACUGAGGAGCUGAUCACACACGGCCUGCCGCUCAUGUUCCAGAUCCUGCGAACCAGCAAGAAUGAAGUGAUUAGCCAGCAGCUGUCGGUCAUUUUCACGCAGUGCUACGGACCUUUCCCCAUCCCCAAACUGACGGAGAUCAAGAGGAAACAGACCUCACGCCUGGACCCCCACUUCCUGAACAACAAGGAGAUGUCUGACGUCACCUUCCUAGUGGAGGGGAAACCGUUUUAUGCACACAAGGUGUUGCUGUUUACAGCAUCAGCCAGGUUCAAGUCUCUGCUCCAGAACAGACCAGCAGCAGAAAACACAUGCAUUGAGAUCAGCCAUGUCAAAUACAACAUUUUCCACCUGGUCAUGCAGUAUCUGUACUGCGGAGGCACAGAGUCUCUGCACAUCCGCAACACAGAAGUGAUGGAGCUCCUGUCUGCAGCCAAGUUCUUCCAACUAGAGGCCCUUCAGAGACACUGUGAGAUCAUCUGCUCCAAGAACAUCACCACUGAAACCUGCGUGGACCUUUACAAACACGCCAAGUUUCUCGGUGCGUUGGAGCUAACGGCGUUCAUUGAGGGCUACUUCCUGAAGAACAUGGUGCUGCUGAUUGAACUGGACGCCUUCAAGCAGCUCCUGUACGAGCCGCCCGCCGCCACCUCUGCCGAGAGCCCCGCGUCCAGCCCCGGCCUCUGCUCCGACAUCCUCCACGACCUGGAGAAGACCCUGGCCACUCGCAUCCACUCCAUCCACCUCUCCAGCUCCAAGGGCUCGGUGGUGUGACCGCCGCCCGCCCCGCUCCCAUCCAGCCACAGCAUCAAUUUUAGCAAACACUGUCCCGCCCACGUCAAACUGCUGUUGGACGAUCUACCGCCAGGAUUUCCCUUUAAUUCUGCUGCUUGUUGAACGUUAAUGUAGACGUUUGUGACUAAACUUUAUUGUUUUGCCUUGAGCUCCUGUCCUGACGGCUGUUCACUGCGGAUAAAAACAAACAUGGCUUUGUCAAGGCGCCUCAUUCACAAUAAUCCAACUCUCAACUGUAUUUCAUACAGAACAUGUGCAUGAAAUACAUAUUUUACACUUUUUUCACUCAGAAAUUAAGGUAGAAGUUUUACUCAUUCAAUACAAAUGAUACAUUUUCUGGAAGUGGAUGCCAUGGCAGCAGCAAAUUAAAUCCCUGCUAUACGACCCGUAGCAAUGUGAGGACUUUUAAGGUGGACUUGCUUACAUUUCAGUCUGUCAGUGUGUUCUCGCUGGACACGUUUCACUGUGUUUUAUCUGCCAUGUUGCAGAAGCCAAACUGAUCACAGGAACUUCCGCCGCCGAGCCGGUUCCAAUAAACCCGAAAUCUAUGCUGACUGAUUCCUAAAACACGGGAAACAAUUCGUCUUUUUGCAUGACACCUCCUUUACUGAGCUGCCAUUAUGUUGCUUUUUUAUGCACAGCUUACUUCAUGAACCUCUUUUCUGAGCGGGAAGUAAAAGAAUUUGCUGCUUAUUAACUUUUUAUUCGCCACAAGACAGAGCGGGAUUCUGGAGACGGACCAAAUGUUUUUGAGAGCAAACUGUAAAUAUCUUCUGAAAGUCAUCGUUUUUGCAAGAUGGUAUAAAAUCCCCCACACUCACUCGCCUGGCUGACAACACCGGCCUCACUAAACGUGCUCCCCGCUGUGCGUCCGGAUUAUGCAAACUUGCAUGUUUAAUCCAUCUGUAUGACUUGUGUGUUAUGCAACAUCGCACUGUGGGAUGCUGGUUGCUCCAGUUUUAGCUGAACCGAAGGGUCUCCCCUCAAAUUAUUUUUGCUCUGAAGCAUCCCAGAUUAUCAGGAUAGGUUACAAAAUUCAGGCUAGUCUGCAGCAUCCGUGUAUUAAAUUAUCUUAGCUGUUUAGUAUUGAAAUAAACUUCCUAAUACAAUUGAGAUUACACACAAAAUAAUAUUUUGCUGUCAUUGUUUGGUGGUAAAAGGGAGGCAGAGGUGGAGCAAAUAUAAAGAUCAACUUUUAAAAAAAAUCUAGAAAUCCCAAAAAUAAACUAAAUAAAUAAGAAACCAAAGACGAAACUCAAAUAUGACAAAUAAUGUCCAACACAUCACAAGGAGCUAAUAAAAUGUUACCAUUUUGAUGUUUAAUCAAAUGUAUGUUGAUUUCUGGAAAACAAAGUGAUAUAGUUGCGCUUAAAAAACUAAAAUGAACAUUGUUUUCAUAAUUAAACAAAAGAUAUCAAGAGAAAUUUCAGACUCAACUUGUAAAAGAAUAUUUUUCCUGGUCUUUCUUGCAAACUUAAAUAUUCAUGUUUCUCUUUGAGAGCAUCAAUAAAGUUAAACUUAAAGUUUAUUAAUUACACUUUCAUAUCAAAAGUAACACAAACCUGCUGUAGGUUGUGUGGUGACAUUUUAGGGUUUUUGGAGACUUCUUUUAACAUCUUACUGUCUGCUCUCAGGGUGAACAUGCUUUGUCGGCCAACAUGGACAUGUCAGCAGUUGUUUUAUUUUGAAAUAUCUUAUUACAAAUUAUUCUGAGACGUCUAAUUUUUUUUUUUGACAAAUCUUUUCUCUCACUUAAACAGUAACCAGACUAAAGAUGUCUGAGAUUUAAAAGUGGAAACCUUCUAAAAGACUUGACAGUCUUUUCUUUUAUUGUUUAUUUAAAUUAUUUCAAAUUUUAAUUGUUGUUAAAUACAUAUUAAAUACCUUCAUGUCUAAAUUUUCUGAAAAACACUGAAUCUUGUUGGAGGGAAUCAUAUUUUCACAUGAAUGUAUAAUGACAGAAAUACUUAAAUAUUAAAGCUCCUCGCAGAUCAUGCCAAAUAUUUUUGCAAAAUUGAUUUAUUUUUAAACAAUCAGUUUGUGUUGCAUCUGAAUGGUCUAGAUGUCGUAAAACAAUUAAAAAGCACCCAGUUUCUGCAUUCCCUCUCAGUAUUUCAGUACUAAAAGCUGCAACAGUUAAGUAAAUUUUAUGUUUUCUUCUUAUGUAUGUGCUUUGAUUUCAUAAAAUUAAAAUACAAGCUGAAAAGGUUCUGAGGAAAUGAAUUGGAGAAAACAGGCGUUACAAUGGAUUUUAGUGAAGUUAAUGUCUAUGGUAGCAUGGGUUUUACGACAUUUUGAUCAUCCAUCGUAAGGACAAAAUGUGUAGAAAAUCAAGAAAUCAUCCAGGAAAUUAAUAAUUAGUAGUUUAAAAACUUAAGUCUACUAAAUACAAAGUGUGAAUUUAAGAAAAGUAAUAAAAAACAUCUCUUGGUAAUUUAUGCAUUGAAUAUAAGAAUACCUUGUUCACAGUGCUGAAUGUUCCACACAACUGUCUCAUACAGCAUUGACCCUUAACAACUACGUCACUCUUAUCAUUCGAGGCGCCAUGUUGGACGUCGGAAGUGAGGGACGGGAGUAUUUGAACGCAACGACUGCAAUUGUUUUACGAAGUUGGUUUUUCCAGUUUAUUCGUGGCUUCUGCUUGUUCGAGUCGAGCUAAUUUGUCUGAACGUAAACUCGCCUGGUUGGGCCUCAUUGAUGACGGUGUUCACAACAAUUGGAGACGGCCAGCUUAGAAACCGACCCACAUCUCCUCCCUGGUGACGUGUUGAUCAAAUUACCGACUUUGCCUGAAUUCACACCACAUAAUUUAUGUCAAUAUGUCCUAAACAGCGUUUUUCUUUACACCGGACCAGCAUUAAAAACAUACAAAAGAGAAGAUGCUAACUAGUUUUUUUCCAUACAUGCUAGGCUACAUGACGGUGCGGCACUGUUUCCAUGGUUACCAAUGGCUAGACGCGUACCUUCUCCAUAAUGCGAUAUUUUAUAUCUUUCUAAUUAUACACACUUAUAAAGUGUAUGAACGUUAAUCUUGUCAAAAAUGUCCGCUGCAAAUCCGCGAUUACACUGAAGGCUGAGUGAUUAUGAUUGACAGCUGCUAUCCAUAAAAGAAGAUAUAAAAUAAAAUGACAAGUUUGGUUCCUAUCCCACCGCGCAGCCAUAUUGUUUUUCUUUUCAGGAGCGUAUUGGUUGUUUUGAUGUCCGUCAUGGCGGAGCGGAGCGUGACGUCAUCUGAAAAGGGUCAAUAUAUAUAUAUAUUUUUUUCAAAUUUUCAAAAAAGUAAAUACCAAGUAAUUCUCUUAAAGCUAACAGAGGUCCCUAAUAUUUAGCAACACUUUUUUUUUCCUGUUCAAAUAUUGACAAUUCAUUAAGAAGUUUUAUGCAUUCAGUUGUAUUUUAAUAUACGGCUCAAAUCUAUUUAAUGAAUGUAACACAAAGCGGAUGGAGAUUAGGAAAUCGUGCAUUUUUUUUCCAGCAACAGAUCAAAUGCAACAGUCAAAUAAGUUUUCAUUUUUACAUGUAAUGUUUGUUUCACUAUCAACCACUAUUUAUAUUCUUAUGAAAUAUAAUUACUGUAGCACACUGAAAAUUACAUCCAUAUUUUAGCCCAAAUUUUGAGAAAAUCUUAAUAUAUAUAUAAUAUAUGAACUUCUAUAAAUAUUGACAGAUUACAGAUGCUAUACUACAGUUUUAUUUUCUUAUCUACAUGCAUAGCAGUAUAUACUUUAUUUUACAUUCAGCAGUUUUGAAAAGAAUACAUUUAAUAAUGCUCUAAGAUAUUUAGUAGAAGCAAUAUUUACAUCAGAUUGUGUUCCCAUGAGGUUAGCUAAAGUGUAAAUGUGAGCUAAAUGAGUGACUGAAAUUUGCUUAAAUAUAUAUAUUUUUGGUUAUAUAUCUGUGGCAGCCCAUGGUGUGUUUUUGUUUAUUUUACCCUGAAUGCUUUAAAGAUUUUACUGUAUGCUAAUAACUUAAAUGAAUCAUCACAUAUUCACAUAUUUUAGUGGAAACGCUUUAUUUGAAAGUGAUACAUAACCUGAUGCAAACCAAGGUUCAUGAUGAUGUCAAGCACUUUUUUGUGCCAGUGUUACUGUAGCCUCACACAAUCAGAGUAUUUUACCAGUGAGCUUGAGUUAAAGUCUUAUUGUGACCCAACAGCAACUAAAGUAUGAAAAUAAAGUCAAAGAUUUUAUGCUUAUCUGUUUCUGUUAGUCUUAAUGUUACGCCAGUAGCAAAAAAAAAACAGCUUAGCUUGUCCCAUUUCUGGCAUUUCAGGCCCAAAAUGGGUCAAAGCUGUAGAGUAAAUGUCAGUUUGCAUGGCUCUUCUUGUUUAAUGUUGUUGGGAAUGUGUUCUGUACAGCAGCUUUGUCUCAACACCCUCCUUUGUGUUUGUCUGAGCAUUUAUUAUCCUGCGUAUUUGUUACUGGUAAUAUACCUAAUUUUCCCUAGACACAGUGAUAACUUGCAUGGGUUAGUUUAAAUCCACAUGGGGAUGAAACUUUUGCUACUUCUGUUCCUUUGAAGGGAAAAUGUACAUUGUACAAAUUAUAUAUAUAUAUAUACAUAUAUAUAUAUAAAAUAUAAAUUAUACAUGGUGUGAGAAGCAGAGAUGUGGUGGAGUAUAACAACAAAGAGAAAUGUUACACUCAUGCUACGGUUUCUGUCGUUCCAUGACAUGAUAUUGUGGACAGCUAAUAAAGACCUCAGUUUAAAAACA